This is a messenger RNA of Camelus dromedarius (Arabian camel), 6087 nucleotides long. Its product is annotated as centrosomal protein of 164 kDa. Gene Ontology annotation, molecular function: protein binding. Gene Ontology annotation, biological process: cilium assembly. The coding region runs from base 302 to 4750 and encodes 1482 amino acids. The transcript is spliced from 34 exons. The record is from RefSeq and is a predicted model, not a curated record. Lineage: Eukaryota; Metazoa; Chordata; Mammalia; Artiodactyla; Camelidae. Gene Ontology annotation, cellular component: centrosome; centriole; ciliary transition fiber.
UCGCUGCAGGGCAACACCCCGGCGUCCCUGGAAGCGGGGAGCCGGGGUGAUGCUGGGGAAGCUGCGCAAAGCUGGGAGCCAGCGCCCAGGGCCUCCGGGGGUUGGGGACAGGGGGAGUGUAUGAAGUCAAACUCUUGAGAGAGCUAAGUUUCCAGAUCUUUUGUGGUCCACGGAGUGUUCGGCAAGGCUUUGGGGGAAGUGUGUCCCAGGGAACUUUCACUGGUGCAGAGCCUGUGAAGCCUGAGUUCUGAGGCCCACCCUCCGCUCUGCCUGGCAUCUGGCGUUCGAGCUCAGACCAAUCAUGGCUGGAAGACCCAUUCGCAUAGGAGACCAGCUGGUUCUGGAGGAAGAUUAUGAUGAGACCUACAUCCCCAGUGAGCAAGAAAUUCUUGAAUUUGCCAAAGAGAUCGGUAUUGAUCCGGUAAAGGAACCUCAGCUGAUGUGGCUGGCACGGGAGGGGAUCGUGGCCCCACUGCCUGUGGAUUGGAAACCGUGCCAGGAUAUCACAGGCGAUAUUUACUAUUUCAACUUCUCCAAUGGGCAGUCCACAUGGGACCACCCCUGUGAUGAGCACUAUCGGAACCUGGUGAUCCAAGAGCGAGGGAAGCUCUCCACUCCUGGGGUCGUUAAGAAGAAAGAAAAGAAAAAGAAAAAGGAAAAGAAAGACAAGAAGGACAAAGAGACCUCCAGAAGCCCCCUGGCCCUGGGCUCCUCGUUAGCCCCCGUCCACGUUUCUCUCGGGGGCCUGGCUCCGUUACGAGGCCUGGUGGAUGCCCCACCCUCUGCUCUUCGUGGAUCUCGAGGUGUGAGCCUGGGGAGCUCGGUGGAGUCUGGUCAGCUCAGGGAACUCUCGCUGCCGUCACAGGGUCUCAAGACAUCUGCUUAUGCAAAGGGGCUCUUGGGCUCCAGCCACGAGGACAAGAAUGCUCUCAGCCUCUUGGCUUUAGGGGAGGAGACCAACGAGGAGGAUGAGGUGGAAAGUGACAACCAGAGUGCGCGCAGCUCAAGUGAGCUUCUCAAGAACCUGCACCUGGACAUUGGGGCGCUGGGGGGUGACUUUGAGUAUGAGGAAUCUCCAAGAACAAGCCAGCCAGAGGAGAAGAAGGACGCUUCUCUUGAUUCAGAUGCUGCCGGCCCCCCUACUCCUGGCAAGCGCUUCAGCCAAGGUGCAGACAGCAGCCUGAGCAGUGCUGAGGGCAAAGAGCGACCAGGAAGAGGGGCUGCUUGGCUCCCAGAAAAAGAAAAGAAUGAGAAGAAUGAGUCUAGGACGUCCAGGAGUCUGGUGGACCCCGGGGGCAAUCAGCCUGCCAAAGCCAAUAAAAAAGAGGCACCAGAGGACCUGGUGGAUGCAGGAGAGAAGGGGUCCAGGAAGGAAGAGACAGCAACGGAGCCAAAGAAGGAGGCUUCUGUCUCCAAAGAGAGCAGAUCAGAGGCAAGUGAAGAUUUGGAGAUUAGUGAACAUGUGAAGGAACUACAGCUCUCAGACUCCACCGCUUCUGACCCCAAGUCCUUCCCUGGCCUGGACUUUGGUGUUCGCAGCCGGGUCUCAGAGCACCUGCUGGAUGCGGACAUGCUCUCCUCGGUACUGGGUGGAGCCCGCUGGGAGGCCCAGAGGUUGGGAAGAGAAGACAAGGAUGCCAGCCAGUCCAGCCGAGAUGAGCUUCAGAGCAAGCAGUCCAGAGGCUCGGAGAGGUUGUCCCCUCCUCUUCUGCAUGGGGAGCGGCUCCAGAGUCCCCUUCACAGCCCAGCCCCUGAAGAAGGGCCUCGGCAGGGGCAGCCUGAGAGGAAGGAGGCGACGGAGGAGCCCGGGGAGGGCUCUGCAGGCAGCCCCGCCCCGCCUGUUGCCCUGCAGAGGGAGGAGGUCCCAAGCCCACCUGCCGCCCACGAGAAGGGCGAGGAGCAGCGCUCCCAGGCCGAGGGGCCGGGCCCUGGGCAGGAGGAGGCCGAGGAGCUUGAGGAGAGGGUGGUGGUCAGCCCCACCCCGCCAGUCUCUCCAGAGGCAGAGAAGAGGAGCUAUGCGGGGAAGGGGUGGAGUUGGUCAGGAGGUGAAGGAGGCAAGAAGGAACAGCGUGACCCAGAGCCUGAAUUGGGGUUUUUGUGGGAAGCAGUGGGCGAGGCAGGGCGAUUUGCGGAGCCUGCGGCUCCCCCUCCUUCCUCUGAGCAGCCCUCAGAGGCCGCACUGAAGGCCAUGGAAGAGGCAGUGGCCCAAGAACUUGAACAAGACCGGAGGCGGCUCCUGGAGUCCAAGCGAGAGAAGAUGCAGCGGCUGCGGGAGAAGCUGUGGCGAGAGGAGGAGGAGGAGGUCCUCCAGCUUCACCAGCAGAAAGAGAAAUCGCUCAGUUCCCUGAAGGAGCAGCUGCAGAGAGCCACUGAGGAAGAGGAGACCCGGAUGAGAGAGCAGGAAAGCCAGAGGCUGUCCCGGCUCCGCGCCCAGGUCCAGUCCAGCAUGGGAGCAGAUGAGGACCAAAUCAGGGCUGAGCAAGAGGCUUCCCUGCAGAGGCUGAGAGAAGAGCUGGAGGCUCUGCAGAAGGCUGAGAGGGCCAGCUUGGAGCAGAGAAACAAGCAGACGCUGGAGCAGCUCAGGGACGAGAUGGAGGCUUUGGAGAAGAGAGAGCAGGCUGCCCUGACAGCGGAGAAGGAGAGGGCGUUACAGCAGCUGAGGGAGCAGCUGGAAGGGGAGAGAAAAGAAGCAGUGGCAGCGCUGGAGAGGGAGCACCAGGAGGAGCUGGAGCGGCUCUCUUCCUCCCUGGUGGCCAAGCACAGAGAGGUGGUCUCCAGCCUCCAGAAGAAGAUAGAGGAGGCUCAACGGAAAGAGGAGGCCCAGCUGCAGGAGAGCCUUGGGCGGGCGGAGCAGAGGGCUCAGAAGGUUCGCCACGUGCUCGAGUACGAGCACGAGCUCAGUGGCCUCCUGAGAGAGAAGCGCCAGGAGGUGGAACGGGAACAUGAGAGGAGGAUGGACAAGAUGAAGGAGGAGCACCAGCACGUGGUGGCCGAGGCCAGACAGCAGUACGAAGCCGAGGAGAGGAAGCAGCGGGCUGAACUCCUGGGGCACCUGAUGGGGGAGCUGGAGCGCCUGCGCAGGGCCCACGAACGGGAGUUGGAGACCGUGAGGCAGGAGCAGGACCGGCAGCUCGAGGACCUGCGGCGGCGGCACCGGGAGCAGGAAAGGAAGCUCCAAGAUUUAGAGGUGGAACUUGAAACCAGAACCAAAGAUGUCAAGGCCAGAUUGGCUCAGCUGGAUAUCCAGGAGGAGGCGGCCCAGAAGGAGAAGCAGCAGCUCCUCGAUGUGCAGAGGCAGGUUGCGCUGGAGAAUGAGAAAGCCACCACCACCCAUCAGCACCUGGAGGAGGCGAAGAAGGAGCACACCCACCUGUUGGAGUCAAACCGGAAGCUCCAAAAAAUUCUUGAUGAGCUUCAGGCCCGCAAGUUGGAGCUGGAGUCCCAGGUGGAUCUGCUACAGACCCAGAGUCAGAGGCUGCAGAAGCACGUCAGUGACCUGGAGGCCGAAGCUCAGAGGAAGCAGCACUUGUUGAAAGAGCCGGCAGUAGAGGAGAGCGGUGCUUCCCCACGUUCCGAGCCAGAUCUCCACAUUGAGGACCUGAGGAAAUCCUUAGGGACAAACCAGCCUAAAGAGGUAGCCUUUUCUCUCCCUGAGAGCAAGGAGGAGACCGACUUGUCCUUGGACGGCGUCCGGCAUUACCUCUCUGCUGAGGGGAUGGCUCUGCGCAGCGCCAAGGAGUUCCUGGUGCAGCAGACACGCUCCAUGCGGAGGCGGCAGACGGCUCUGAAAGCGGCCCAGCAGCACUGGCGCCACGAACUGGCCAGCGCUCAGGAGGCGGCCAGAGACCCCCCAGGCACCAAGGCCCUGGAGGACGUGUGCAAGAACCUGGAGGAGGAGACCAGGCACCUGGAUGAGAUGAGGUCGGCCAUGCGGAAAGGCCACAACCUGCUGAAGAAGAAAGAGGAGAAGCUUCAUCAGCUGGAGUCCUCUCUCCGGGAAGAGGCUUCAGAAGAGGACACGCUCAGAGGCCCCCCCACCAAGAAGGUGACCUUCGACCUCAGCGACCUGGAAGACCCGAGCAGCGACAGUUCCGAAUCCUGGCCCCUGCCUCACAUCGGCCCGACCCUGCAUCCCACCUUUCCCCACAAGAUCCACUACCUGAGCAGCUCCCUGCAGCGGAUCAGCAGCCAGCUCAACGGGGUCCUCAGCGUGCUGGGCAGCCUGAACACCCAGCCACUACCCCCGCUCCUCACCUCCACGCCCGCGCCACUCCCUCCCCGGGCCUCCAGGAGCACCCCCACUGUCCCCUGCCCCCCCUCGGCUCGGGUCUCAGCCUUGUCCUCGGAUACCCCCAUGUCCACCCAGUGGGCCUGGGACCCGGGGCUGGGCCCUAGGCUCUCUUCCUCCGUGGCUCAGACUGUGGACGACUUCCUGGUGGAGAAGUGGCACAAGUAUUUUCCAACUGGCAUCCCGUUCCUCAGCAGCAGCCCUGCCCCGCUGGAGAACAGGCUGGGAUACGUGUCUGCCAGUGAGCAGCUCCGCUGCCUGCAGCGCUCCCAUUCCCAAGUCCCCCAGGUGGGCAGCACCAACUUCCAGGACAUGAUGGAGGCUAACCGAAAGUGGCUGGAACGCUACAGGAGUGACCCCAAGUCACAUCUCUUCUCCUCGGUGCCCAAGCCCACAGCCAGCUCCGGCUUCCUGCAGCUGGGCCUGGAUGAGAACAGCAGACUGAAGGUGUAUCACUACUGAGGCCCGGAGCCAGGCGCCCGCGUGGGGCAGCCUGGCCUCUCCUGCACCAGACCAGGUGCCCGAGGAGCUGCCUGCACUUUAACUCCCUCGGAUAAAGCAUUCUCCUGUCCCCUCUGCUGCUCGCCUCACCCAACUUAGCGGAACCAUAGAGGCCAAGGCUAGAACGACCGGAAACAGUAAGCUGCCCCUGUGACCGCGUGACAUAGCUCAGGCUGCUGUGUGCGGACUUCGGGAAGCUCCUGCGUGGACCUGGCAACACUGCUGUGGGGCAGCAGGGACCGGGGCACCUUAAGGAGAAGGAAGUGGCACUGAAAGAGCUUCCUUCACAGGCCAGGGGACUCCCUUCAGAGCAGAGUUGGUCUCUUGGGGCUGCCGGGCCUGCCUGGGGCUCCCAUGGUCGUGUGUGCAGUCCUUAAUUCAGAACAAAGCCCCCCAGCCUGUCUGUACCCUGGGAACAGGUCUAUCUCUCUAAUACCUCAGCUGUGUAGCCAUCUGACCCUUUUCCUUUUUUUAAAUGUCCCUUUUCUUGAGCGCUCUGUCUCUCCUUUUGACUAUCUCAGGACUAGGCCCAGAGCCCUGGGGGAGGUUGCUGGAGCUUGGCUGCAUGUCUUCCCCCUCCUGGCACUGGGCUAUCCUCAGGAGCCCUCCCUUUCCCUUCCCUGGGGCUCCUCCCCAGACCCAUCCCAGCUUGAUUCUCAGGGCUCAAGCACCCAACUUUCAGGAAGCCAACAAGCCGUAGGACAAGACUGGCAUGGCUUCUGGUCCUCAUCUUGGUUGUCUCUUCCUGGACCACCUUUGGUACAUUCAUGGGUUCUUGUUUCCGUCUGUUCUUUCUAACUGUGCCACCCCCCACCCCAUCCCCAAGCUUGGAGACUUGUUGUGGAGGAGGCGAGGGGCCGGGCCUGGGCCUGGGCCUGGCCUCGGCGGGGAGGGCGCUUGUGCCAGUUGGCGCUGUGUCAGUGACAGCAGCUCCCCCUCCCCUCAGCGGGCUCCUCGGGGGGACUUGCAGGGGAUGUUCUCCGACAUCUGCCCCAUUGUUUACAUAAAACGCCCCCAUUUUUCUUGCCUUGAGAGCUGUGGGGUUGCCCUUGCCUCUCCAAUGCAAAGCAGCCAACUCUACCACCCCACCCCUCGUCUCUGUCAUGGAAUAAGAAACUAAGAUCCAGUUAGCCUGUUUACCCCGCAGAUACGUUUUAGGCUUCGGUCUACCAUGUAGAACAUCCUUUUUGUAUUUGGUUCAUGCUGCGUGCUUUGGGACUAACUCAUGUGUUACAGCUAACUCUGGUGACCGUCUUGUGUUUUCUACAUCAAUUAAAUCUCUUCAGGUCCAUUUGCUA